This is a messenger RNA of Fundulus heteroclitus (mummichog), 2878 nucleotides long. It is a transcript of the gene fes, whose product is annotated as FES proto-oncogene, tyrosine kinase. The record is from RefSeq and is a predicted model, not a curated record. The transcript has 18 exons. Lineage: Eukaryota; Metazoa; Chordata; Actinopteri; Cyprinodontiformes; Fundulidae. Gene Ontology annotation, molecular function: non-membrane spanning protein tyrosine kinase activity; ATP binding. Gene Ontology annotation, biological process: peptidyl-tyrosine phosphorylation; regulation of mast cell degranulation; chemotaxis. The coding region runs from base 246 to 2732 and encodes 828 amino acids.
UUGUUGGCAAAUUGAAAGUAGAACCGCAUUAAAAUACAUGAGGAAGUGCUGCCUCACUUGAACCGCUGUAGAUUUCUUUCUUGCUCACAGGGAAGUGAAACGUCUGCAUGGCCGCAGAGCGAGAGGAAGAGAGGGAGAGAGACGCUGCUGGUCAUUAGAGCAGCUGCUUCCCCCAUGAGAACGGGCUGCUGGGGUUCACUGCCGACGAACGCAGAGUCCCGGGCAGAGGCGGCAUCCGUCCAGAGAUGGGUUUCGGCGAGGAUCUCCGGUGUCCACAGGCGCACGCAGCCGUCAUGAGGCUGUUGGAUUCUGAGCUUCACCUGAUGGAGGUCAUGAAGAAGUGGAUGGGUCAGCGGGCGAAGAGCGAGCGCGAGUUUUCAGUGCAGCUCCACCAAAUGACGGCGAUGGCCGAGAAGAUGGACCGGCCUCAGAUCAGCUCGGGGCUGGAUUACAUAAGUCAGCUGAACAAGUCGUGGGGAGUGUUGGUCUCGCAGACGGAGUCCCUCAGUCAGGUGAUGAGGCGGCACUCUGAGGAUCUCCUGGAUGGGCCUAUCAGCAAGCUGACUCUUCUCAUCAGAGACAAACAACAGCUCCGCAAAACCUACGCCGAGCACUGGAACCUCCUGAGGAACGAGCUCAACAAGGUGACGCACACAGAGCUGGAGAGGUUGAAGAGCAGCUACAGGCAGGCGGUUAAAGACGCCACUCAAGCAAGGAGGAAGUACCAGGACACGAGCAAAGAUAAGGAGCGAGACAAGAACAGGGAGCGUUACAUAAAGGCUUCCAUUAAACUGCACGAGCUCCAUAACGAGUACGUGCUGUCCGUGCACGCAGCUCAGGUUUACCAUCAGCAUCACUACAGCCAGAUGCAGCCGGCUCUGCUCAGCGCGCUGCAGACCCUGCAGCAGGAGAUGGUGCUCAUCCUGAAGGAGAUCCUGCAGGAAUACUUUGACAUCUCCACCGUCCUCCACCAUGAAGUGGUGAAGCUCCACAGGGAGAUGUCCUCCGCCAUCACGUCCAUCAACCCUAACACAGAAUAUGAGAGCUUCAUCCAGCAGAACCGGUCUGUGGGGGAGAUUCCUGUUUGUGCAGAUUUUGACUGCAGCCUCCUGGAGGACACUGAGCAGCUGAAGCCCAAAGAGAUCGAGCUGAAUGACCUCACUCUAGAGACGAUCCAGCACAAGCUGACAGCAGUCGAGGAGGAAUUGCUGGACCUGGCUCGGUCUCUGGGCUCUCAGCAGACGUCUGUGGAGCAGCUGGAGCUGGAGCUGGAAAAGGAGCAGGAGGGAGAUAAAAAAGGCCAAAGGGUCUAUCAGUUCAGCAAGAGGCAUGCGAUGGAGGAGUGCAGACAGCAGGUUGCUCUGUCUCAGGGUAUAAAAGCCAAACUGGACGUUCAGAGGCUUCUUCUGAAGGAGAAACUGGACCAUCUGGGCUCCAGAGAACCGCCGCACGCCCUGAGGCUGGACGCAGACUCCUUUUCCCUUUUAUCCACUACAAGCACAGACAACGCUCACAUUCCUGGUAAAAUCCUUGUGGAUGGGAUCCUAAAAAAUCUGAGCAGCCUGUUUAAACCCAAAUCUGAGGUUGACCCAGUCCUCUCCACCGGGCAGGAAGUGGAACGUCCCCUGAGCCAGCAAGACUGGUACCACGGAGCCAUUCCCCGGCUGGAAGUCCUGCAGCUGCUCCAGAACGAUGGAGACUUUCUGGUGAGAAAGAGUCAGGAAAAACAGGUUCACGUCAUCUCUGUGCAAUGGGAAGGAUCGUGCAAGCACUUCCUCAUUCAGUACACGGAUAGUCUGUACCGUCUGGAUGGAGAAGGCUUCCCCAGCAUUCCUAAGCUUAUCCAUCAUCUGCAGUCGUCAAACCAACCCGUCACCAAAAAGUCGGAGGCUAUCCUCAGGAAACCCAUAUUGAAAGAUAAAUGGGUGCUGGAACAUGACGACAUUAUCUUGGGACCCCUCAUUGGAAAGGGCAACUUUGGAGAGGUGUACAGCGGCCGUUUACGCUCUGACAACACUCCUGUAGCGGUGAAAUCCUGCAAAGAGAACCUGGCUCCAGAGCAUAAGAGCAAAUUCCUGAUGGAGGCCAGGAUCCUGAAGCAGUAUAACCAUCCGAACAUUGUGAAACUGAUCGGCGUCUGCACGCAGAAACAGCCCAUCUACAUCAUCAUGGAGCUCAUUUCAGGUGGGGAUUUUCUCACCUUCCUGCGGAGCGAGGGUCACAGGUUGACGGCAAAGCUGCUGGUCAAAAUGACGGAAAAUGUAGCAGCAGGAAUGGAGUACCUGGAGAGUAAGAAGUGCAUUCACAGGGACCUUGCAGCAAGAAAUUGCCUGGUUGCAGAACACAACGUGGUGAAGAUCAGUGACUUCGGGAUGUCCCGCGAGCGAGAUGACGGCGUCUACUCUGCAGAGGGGGGCCUCAGACAGAUCCCCGUGAAAUGGACCGCUCCAGAAGCCCUGAACUAUGGUCGUUAUACUACCCAGAGUGAUGUGUGGAGCUUUGGGGUCUUACUGUGGGAGACCUUCUCCAUGGGGAUGACUCCCUACACGAGCAUGAAUAACCAGCAGACGCGGGACGAGGUGGAGAAAGGAUACCGUAUGCCUGCUCCCCACGGCUGCCCCGUGGAGAUCUCCAGGGUCAUGAACAACUGCUGGCAGUACGACCCCAAAAACAGACCGACGUUCAGGAAAAUCCGGGCUGAGCUCAGUGCUAUACACAGCAAAAUCGCAUGAUACGAUCCUCCCCGUUAGACUUUUUUAUCCUUUCAUCUUAUUAGUAAUCUGUAUACUUGUUUUAUAUAUUUAGUUCCCUUCUGGUGAAACGUUGAGUCUGAACACCGAAGCAGAACUCAAAGAUCAAAUAAAAAAGAGAAACUCUA